Molecule: messenger RNA, 1068 nt
Organism: Bubalus bubalis (water buffalo)
Lineage: Eukaryota; Metazoa; Chordata; Mammalia; Artiodactyla; Bovidae
Gene: TCF15
Product: transcription factor 15
Exons: 2
Coding region: 108-701 (197 amino acids)
Biological process (GO): regulation of transcription by RNA polymerase II; developmental process
Molecular function (GO): RNA polymerase II transcription regulatory region sequence-specific DNA binding; protein dimerization activity; DNA-binding transcription factor activity, RNA polymerase II-specific
Source: RefSeq, a predicted model, not a curated record
GGAGGGGCCGUGGGAGCGCGCGGGAGCGCACGGCGGGGCGCGGCCGGUGCCGGGACGCUGCUCAUCCAGGGGGAACGCUGCUCAUCCAGGGACGAGGCCGGGUGCCCAUGGCGUUCGCACUGCUGCGCCCCGUCGGCGCGCACAUGCUGUACCCGGACGUGCGGCUGUUGAGCGAGGACGAGGAGAACCGGAGCGAGAGCGACGCCUCCGAUCAGUCGUUCGGCUGCUGCGAGGGCCUGGAGGCGGCACGGCGCGGCCCGGGCCCCGGGGGCGGGCGGCGGGCGGCGGGCAGCGCGGGCCCGGUGGUGGUGGUGCGACAGCGCCAGGCGGCCAACGCGCGGGAGCGGGACCGCACGCAGAGCGUGAACACGGCCUUCACGGCGCUGCGCACGCUCAUCCCCACCGAGCCGGUGGACCGCAAGCUGUCCAAGAUCGAGACGCUGCGCCUGGCGUCCAGCUACAUCGCACAUCUGGCCAACGUGCUGCUGCUGGGCGACGCGGCCGACGACGGGCAGCCGUGCUUCCGUGCUGCGGGCAGUGCCAAGAGCGCGGUCUCCGCCGCCCCCGACGGCGGCCGCCAGCCACGCUCCAUCUGCACCUUCUGCCUCAGCAACCAGCGAAAGGGGGGAAGCCGUCGUGACCUGGGGGGCAGCUGCUUGAAGGUGAGGGGGGUAGCCCCACUCAGAGUGCCACGGAGAUGAGCCUGGAUCCCUGUUUCAUUUGCUCCAAGCAGGACCCUGAGAAGAAGGCCAGAGGCCAGCCACUGGGUGAAAAGGGAAGAAGACCCCAGGAGCCAAACCUGGGUCCCUUCUUUGUGUAGGGACCAGAGGACAAUGACCUGGGCCCAUGUCCCUCAGAGCAGGCCCCCGGGACAUCUCCGCCCCACCCUGGAGAGCCGUGAGGACCCGUCCAGCCGGCCCCAGCCCUGGCUGGUCAGAGACAAGGCAGAUCUUUUGGGAAAACAUAGACUGUUGGUGACAGGAUGUGUGCAUGUCUAUGGAUGAGCAUGGGUGUAUGUGUGAGAGAGAGAAUUAAUGGGUUUAAAAUAAAAGGUAUUUUUAAGUAAAA